Messenger RNA from Arachis ipaensis, 753 nucleotides. NCBI's taxonomy places the organism in Eukaryota, Viridiplantae, Streptophyta, Magnoliopsida, Fabales, Fabaceae. The record is from RefSeq and is a predicted model, not a curated record.
AUGGCUAGGGCUCAAUCUCAAUGCACCCAACACAGAUCUCAAACAGAGGGAUGCUCAAAGCAUGGUGGAGAUUUUGUAAGGUUGGAUGAAUCUAUGAAUGCUGCACUACUAAAGGCACAAGAAAGAAAGAUAGAUAGAUUAAAUAUAGAGAUAGGACGCAUGGAAGCAAGUCUAGGAAGAUUGCGUUCUGAUUUUACAUUGCUCCAACAACAAAUUGGCAGAGUGGAGAGUGACAUGAAGAAGCAGAAACAAUUGCAGAAGAUGAUAUUGAGUUUUGGUCCAGAUUUUGCCUUCCUCACACCUAUCUUAAGUCUUCCACUGCGCCUCACACCAAAAAUUUUUGUCUUAGGCAGUGGUGGAGCUGUGGACCUUGUUGGAGCUGGUGCAGGUUGUGGUGGAUCUGCUGGAAGAGGCACUGGUGGAGCUGUGGAAUUUCUUGGGUCUGGUGGAGGUAGUGGUGGAGCUAGUGCAGUCACUAGUGGAGCUGGUGCAGUCACUGGUGGAGGCAGUGGUGGAUCUAGUGCAGUCACUGAUGGAGGCAGUGGUGGAUCUAGUGCAGUCACUGGUGGAGGCAGUGGUGGAGCCGGUGCAGCCGGUGCAGGAGGCAGUGGUGGAUCUAGUGCAGUCACUGGUGGAGGCAGUGGUGGAGCCGGUGCAGUCACUGGUGGAGCAGAAGGAGUAGCAGAUCUAGAUUUUCCAGGCACAAUUGUUGUCCAUGAUCACCCUUCAGAUGGCAACCAUCAAGUCCAAUAA